This is a messenger RNA of Penicillium olsonii, 1335 nucleotides long. Lineage: Eukaryota; Fungi; Ascomycota; Eurotiomycetes; Eurotiales; Aspergillaceae. The record is from the annotation of a GenBank genome assembly.
AUGCAAAUUGAAAUCAGCCAACCAACUGUACAAUCCAUCAGUAUCAUAAGUGCAUCAACAGCUCUCGUCUUCACAGGAUGUGGAAUCAAUUUUGCCUUUGGUGUCUUUCAAGAGUUAUAUGAUUCCAUGGCAAAGGAGCCUGACACGCCCUUUACGGGAGCCACACCCGCUCAAAUAGAUCUCAUUGGCACUCUCUCCAUUGCAUUGAUGACCAUCGGCGCCCCAUUUGCAACGACGUGGAUCAAACAGUACCCGCCUCGCAACGUGAUUUGGGUGAGUGGGGUCAUUUACUCUGGCUCCUUGGUGCUGGCAAGCUUCAGCCAAGCCUUAUGGCAGUUUAUUCUCACACAAGGGUGUCUCUUGGGGGUCGGAACUUGUCUGAUCUAUAUGCCUUCUGUCACGGUAGCCCCGACAUGGUUUUCUCUUCACCGUGGACUAGCAAUGGGGAUCAUUCUGGCGGGAACAGGGGUCGGGGGUGUUGCAUGGCCCCUUGCUUUUCGGUAUCUCAUUGACGCUGUCGGGUUUCGCAACACCCUCCGCAUCACAGCAGGGAUAUCGCUCGUGCUGGUCUUUGGGUCAGGAAUCUUCAUCCGAUGGCCCGCCAAUCAACUUGCUCGGAUUCAAGUUGAGAAUGCAGCUUUGUCACGAUCAUCGAACAUCUUUCGUCUGCCUCGGGUCGAUUGGCGCGUUGCUCGAAGUCGCAAGUUCCUCGCACACGCUCUCGGCGCAGCCCUACAAUCUGCAGCGUAUUACACCCCUGUGUUCUUCUUCGCUUCGUUUGCACGCACACUGGGCUAUUCGCAAGCAACCUCGGCCAAUUUCAUCGCGAUAUCCAAUGCUGCAAACGCGCUCGGCAAAGUUGUCAUCGGAUACGCUGCAGAUCGAAUGGGCAGGCUCAACACGCUGGUUGUGACAACUCUCAUAUCGGCGAUUUCUGUGCUCGCGUUGUGGCUUCCUUCUUGUCUAUCCACGACGCAGUCGAGCGGGAGUAACCUCUUCAUAGCUUUUACUGUUUUCUACGGUGUCUUUGCAUCGGCAUACGUGGCUUUAUUCCCAACCAGCCUGGUCGAGCUGUUUGGUGUGCAGAACUUUGCGAGCGUCAACGGUCUACUCUACAUGAUUCGGGGCUUUGCCACCCUGCUUGGAACGCCAGUUGCAGGUGCGCUGAUUAGGGGCCAUGAUCAGAAGAGUGUGGGCCCUCGAAGCUACGAAAAUACCAGCAUCAUGGUUGGUGUCUUGAUGGCUGUUGCGACUUUGGCUGUCCUCUGGGCUCGGAUCGAAGCUACCAUUUCUCUAGAUGGGAGUCAGAGUCACAGAAGGAAGUGGUUAAUGUAA